AUGAGUGGUAAUGCUGCCGCUCAACCUGUAACAGGUACUGUUUCACCCUCGCUCAUGCGACCUGUGACCGUCGCAUCCUUAUCAGAUCUGAAUUCUGACACUCUUUUGACUCUAGGUUCCGAUGUCAACAACGCCACAUCCGAAAAGACACUACAGAAUGCGCUGAACAUCCCACCUCGUUCGACCUCACAACAACCAACUACAACAUCGGCGCCUCCCACGAAUCCUGACCAUACGAGUGAACCCCCUCCAAGCCCACGUCGCGGAUCGAAACGUAGCCUGAUCAGUCGGAGUAGACAAGGAAGCAGAAGCAGUCGAAGGUCUGCGCGUAAUGCUGCGAAAGCUUUAGAGUCCAGGGAAAAUCCACCUGCUGUGCCGCAAAACAAUGUCGCCCGUCCUGAACGUAAGCAGAAAUCUGGAGGGUUUCUAUCCUUUCUAAACUGCUGUCGAGCUGAUGAAGACUCGGAUACCCUCAAGUCAGAAGAACCUGAUGUACCAGCCAAGCAAAGGAAGAUUGAGCCCACCCCACAACGAGCUGCUAUUCCAGAUGAGCCUACUGAACCUGUCAUGUCCGAGAAGACGAGGGAACAAGAGCCCCAGCAUGCCGAGAAGCUCGAUCCCCCGACAAUAGUGGAUGAGAAACCUGUACUGUCGGAAAAGUCAAGACAAGACUCCCGGCCGCGAGUUGGCAGGAACGAGAUAUCUCACGAUAAGCCUGACGUUACUGCUGUACCAUUAUCUGGUUCAUCUGACCUGCCAGUGUCCCAAUCCGAGUCUUCGUCACAGCCUGAAAGCAGUCGACAGGCUGACACUCUUUUCCAUGAUCAAGUCACCGCUGCCCAACCUCAGACUGUUGAAGCAAUUCGACCAGACCAGCAACCUCAAUUGCAAUUUCCUCCACCUCCAAGAGAUGACCGACGAGAUCUCGACACUGACAUGGUCGAUGCGCCCAUCGUGCCACCUGUCGAGGAACAACACGUUGUAGAUGAGCCGAUCCAACCACACGAUGUCGUCCCUGUACCCUUACCCCCACCUCCACCACCUCAGACACGCAACAGGCAGGUCAUGGCAAACCAGACUUCCACCGAUGUGCCUCCUGUUCCAACUUCCGAGCCAGAGAGGAAGCAGCAAUGGCUAUUACCACCUGUUCAGUCACAUCUGAAAGGACGAAAAUGCUUGAUUCUCGAUCUAGAUGAAACACUCGUGCACAGCAGCUUCAAAAUUCUCAAUCAAGCAGAUUUCACAAUCCCAGUGGAGAUCGAAGGUCAAUAUCAUAAUGUCUAUGUUAUCAAGAGGCCUGGCGUUGACCAGUUCAUGAAAAGAGUUGGUGAGCUGUACGAAGUCGUCGUCUUCACAGCCUCGGUCUCCAAGUAUGGCGACCCCUUGCUCGAUCAGCUAGACAUCCAUCAUGUCGUGCAUCAUCGGCUUUUCCGCGAAAGCUGUUAUAACCAUCAGGGCAAUUACGUCAAGGCAAGUACUCGAUCACUUCGAUCCGUACUCGAUCUUUCGCAAGUCGGUCGCGAUCUGAAGGAGACCAUCAUCAUUGACAACUCUCCAACCUCGUACAUCUUCCAUCCACAGCAUGCUGUACCAAUAUCGUCCUGGUUCUCCGAUGCACACGAUAACGAGCUGCUCGAUCUAAUACCUGUAUUGGAGGAUUUGGCCGGAUCGCAGGUGCAGGAUGUUAGCCUUGUGCUUGAUGUUGCAUUAUAA
Molecule: messenger RNA, 1713 nt
Organism: Lithohypha guttulata
Lineage: Eukaryota; Fungi; Ascomycota; Eurotiomycetes; Chaetothyriales; Trichomeriaceae
Exons: 2
Coding region: 1-1713 (570 amino acids)
Cellular component (GO): plasma membrane
Molecular function (GO): phosphoprotein phosphatase activity
Source: RefSeq, a predicted model, not a curated record